AUGUCCAAAAAGUUUAAGGUGAAUCUGAUGCGAUUUCCAAAACCAGUAGACUUAAAUAAAUUUACACCACCAGUAAAGUUAUACCGUGGGGAUCCUAAUGCACCACACCCAUCACAAGUUACAGCAACUUCUGCCAAUAACAACAAUGCAGCAACUGAUACAUCUAAAAUCGCUCCCUAUGGUGGUGCUACGCGGAAUAAGCAAAUGUUGUUCAAGAAACGCACUAAACAGAUCUUUUUGGCGUCAAAGGAAAGCAGAAAAUUAAAACAGGAGGAGGACAAGCCAUGGAUUUUGACGGAUUACGAUGAUCAAAAUUCUUGGAUAGGUGAAAUGGAGGGAGGAAUCCGUGAAAAUCAGUAUGCUAUAUUCUUACUCACGGAGGACGGGUUUAAAGUCGUUCCUGUAAAUCGUUGGUACAAAUUUAAGCCAAAAAUAAAGCACCGUACACUAUCAACUGAAGAAGCGGAAGAAGCGAUGUUAAAAGCGCAAAAAAAGGAUUCGUCACGAUGGAUGAUGCGCGCGUUCAAAAAGCCUUCCGAAGAAGAUGAAGAACUUGUUGCCACGGAGGGAAUAUACGAUCCUAAAGCACAUCUGCGUACAGUAGAAAAAUAUGUGUCGGAUGAUGAUGAUAAUCGACGACACAAAGAGGAUGACGACGAUGAAGAUUUAGAUUUCGAAGAAGUGUUUGAGGAUGAUGAAGAGUUUCCAGAACAAGCAAUGGACGAAGAAGAGAAGGAGGCUGAAAUCAAAAUCAAGAAAUCUAUUAGAAAAGCCACCAUUAAACACGAAGAAGAGGAAGAUAAUAAUUUGCCUGAUUCGGAAGAAGAAGAGGAGGAUUUGACUUCAGCUGGUAAAGAUUUAAAGAGGAUUGUACGCCAACAUGAAGAUAAUGAAGCAUAUGUCAGUGAUAAAGAUGAAGACCCCUAUGCAAGUAGCGCUAAACCGUCCACUAGCACGGCUACAGUCAAAACCACAACAACUGCUUCAAAAGGAGGUAAUAAUACUCCAAAGACACAAAAAACUCUAGCUACCUCAUCUGCAAAAAAACCAAAAGCGAAUCCAAAAUCAACUACUGCAAAAGCUGGUACAUCGAGUUCUGAUAUUACUGCAAAAAAGAGAGCGGCGCAAAAUUCUAAAGCAUCUCAAGGGCAAGGAGCUAAAACCACAGGUGCUGAGACACCCGCCAAAAAAACCAAGGCAUCUUCACCUAAUCGUGUUACCCCUUCUGCUACCUCAUCAACCACUAAAGAUUUGACAACAGCGACCAAAACUUUCAAAGCUGCAAGUUUAAAAUCUACGUCCACUCCAGGUACUCCUAAUCCUGCUACACGGCCCAUUGCAAAUUCCAAAGCUGCUAGUGGUGCGAGUACUAGUACUACACCUAAUCCUAGUACAGCAACAACAGCAAAAACUUCAACCAUAAAACUAAAGCCACGACCACAAGCAUCUCCAUCCGAUGAUGGGACUGCCAAGGUCGGUCAAAAAAGAGCCGCUAGCGACCAAGCAGGGCCAGCCAAAAAGGCAAAACAAGUUGUGUCUCAAACCUCAGCUGAUAAUCCUGUCUCUCAUCUUUCACUUCUAAAACGUACUAAUGCCGAAAUGUCUUCCCCGCCUACUACAAAUGAUAAAUCAAAAAAGAUUAAAACCACAACAACUCCCAAAUCAGUUUCUUUGGUCACUGUUGCUGGUGCUACUUCACAAAGAAAACCAAUUGUGGCAUCAACAAGUAGCAGUCAAUCACCGAUUACGGAUCCUAUCACCGAAACUGAAGUGGUUCGUGUGAUUAGAAAGGGUGGUAUGACUACCAAGGAUCUCAUCGAAACCUUCAGACCUAAAAUCAAAGCUGAUGCCCGUAAUAAGGAUAUCCUCUUAAACUUGGUGAGGAAAGUCUCAGUUAUUGAUAAAGAGGCUAAACAAACAAUUGAGGCUAAACAAACAAAUAUUCUGAAACUGAAAUCCGCAAAACCGCAAGAUCAAUAA
Molecule: messenger RNA, 1980 nt
Organism: Ambispora gerdemannii
Lineage: Eukaryota; Fungi; Glomeromycota; Glomeromycetes; Archaeosporales; Ambisporaceae
Source: the annotation of a GenBank genome assembly